Geosmithia morbida is the source of this 780-nucleotide messenger RNA. RefSeq names its product Myb-like DNA-binding domain. The transcript is spliced from 5 exons. Gene Ontology annotation, molecular function: DNA-binding transcription factor activity, RNA polymerase II-specific; RNA polymerase II cis-regulatory region sequence-specific DNA binding. Lineage: Eukaryota; Fungi; Ascomycota; Sordariomycetes; Hypocreales; Bionectriaceae. Bases 1 to 780 code for a protein of 259 amino acids. Gene Ontology annotation, cellular component: nucleus. Gene Ontology annotation, biological process: mitotic cell cycle; positive regulation of transcription by RNA polymerase II. The record is from RefSeq and is a predicted model, not a curated record.
AUGGCCCACCGCGGGGACCAGCGCAUGGAGUUCUCCUACCCGCCGGCACCACAGCCAAACAUGACGCCUCAGCAGCAGCACCACCCGGCCCCCGUCCAGCCUCCCAUGAACGUGCCUCAGCAGCCAACCGGCCCUCCGUCCCAGCAGCCCACGCCCACCCAGACGCCUGCCCAGCCUCCCAGGCCGCGUAAACGCGGACCCCCCGGUUCUGCAGCAGCCGCUCAACCGCCCGUCGCCGCCGGCGGCCCCCCUGCUCCCGGUACUCCGGUCCACGGCCAGCCCUCAGCGCAGGCGCCUGGAGCCCCCCAGCCCGGAGCCCCUCAGCCGCAGCACCAGGCACCGCAGCCUCCGCAGGCUCAGCAGGCCCAGGCCACACCACCCCAGCCUCAGACCGCUGUCGGUGACGUGACUGGUACGCCGACGUCGCAGCCUCCGGCCAAGAAGAGUCGCACAAACACUCCCUGGACGCCCCAGGAGGAGCUCCGCCUUAAGCAGAUGCGCGACGCUGGGAACAGUUGGGCUGAGAUUGCCAAGACAUUUCCCGCUCGAACUGAAGGCUCCGUGAAGAAGCACUGGUACAAGGACAUGCACUACGCCGAAUUCGCCGAAGAUGAGAGCCAGGCCCUCAUGAAUGCUAUUAAGGAUUAUGAAAACAACAAAUGGAAAGUGAUUGGUCAGAAAGUUGGCAAGCCGGCCAAGGCAUGCGAGCAAUAUGCCAAGGAGCAUUUUCCCGGUAUGACCGAACCGUUGGACAUUGGUCGUGGACGUCUAGCCCACUGA